CUCACUCACUCACUCACUCACUCAGGUUGCUUGGGACUUUCCCCUCCCUCCGCCAUAAGACUGAUUUCCUUUUUGCCCAACAACUUCAGGAAGAUCAGCGUCUCCAGUCUACUCUGCAGUCAUUUCAACUUUCUGACGGUGUUUACACAGCCAUGCCGUCAGUAAACCGGCUGUAUGUGUUUCUUUUGUUUACCGUGGCUUCGACCUUCGCCUCUGCUGACAAGAUGACAGCAGCCACGGUGUACUGGGACCCCGAACACAAGAUGGUCUUGCUGAAGGAGGGGGUGCUGGAGACCGAGGGGGGUGCGUACGGGUAUCUGAAUGACACCCUGUCCACCUCAGGCUGGAGCAUCCUGGAGAUCCGUGCCGGGUACGGGAAGACCCCUGAAACCGAUGAGGUGACCUUCUUCCUGGCCGGCUACCUGGAGGGCUACCUGACGGCCCAGCAGAUGAUGGACCACUACACCAACAUGUAUCCGCAGCUGAUCCACGACCCAAAGAUCCUCGAGCCAGUUCAGAGUUUCAUGUCGAAGCAGGACUCGUGGACCAGAGAGCAGGUGAAACUGAACAAGAGCUCUGAUCCUCUGUGGAGACACGCCGGCUUCAUCGUGGCUCAGAUGGAUGGACUGCAAGCAGGAGUCGCAGAAUGGGCCAAGAAACAAGGGAAAAAGCCGCUGUCCCUGUUUGCGAUCCAGUUCCUGAAUGCGGUGGGGGACCUCCUGGAUCUGAUCCCAGCUCUGCACCGCUCCUCCAACCCUCCGCUCAUGAACUACAAACUCCCAGGGAUGGGACACUGCUCUGCUCUCAUCAAGAUGUUGCCUGGCUUUGAGAAUCUCCUGUUUGCCCACUCCAGCUGGUACACUUACGCUGCCACAAUGCGGAUCUACAAACACUGGGAUUUCCACAUCACUGAGCCCCACACAGCCACUGGGAAACUGUCCUUCAGCAGCUACCCUGGUUUCCUCGUGUCUCUCGAUGACUUCUACCUCCUGGGCAGUGGUCUGAUGAUGACCCAGACCACCAACAAUGUCUUUAACUCUUCCCUGUUUGACUCGAUCACUCCUAACAGCCUGUUUGCAUGGCAGAGGGUCAGGCUGGCUCACAGUUUGGCACAUACCGGAGAGGAGUGGGCCAAAACCUUCUCCAUGUACAACUCUGGUACCUACAACAACCAGUACAUGGUGUUGGACAGGAGCAAGGUGAAGCUGGGCCGCAGUGUUGAAGACGGAGCUCUGACGGUGGUGGAGCAGAUCCCCGGGCUGGUGGAGUAUUCUGACCAAUCACAGGCUCUGCGCAGAGGUUACUGGCCCUCCUACAACGUUCCUUUCCACCAGAAGAUCUACAAGAUGAGUGGGUACGGAGAGAUGUGGGAGGAGUACGGAGAAGACUUCUCGUACGAUCUCUGUCCCAGAGCCAAGAUCUUCCGCCGUGACCAUGCUGAUGUUAAAGACAUGGACUCCUUGAAGCACAUCAUGAGGUCUAAUGACUACAAGAAGGAUCCAUACUCUAAGGGGGAUCCAUGCAAGACCAUCUGCUGCCGUGGCGACCUGAGUGCAGAGAAUCCUUCACCAGGAGGAUGCUACGACACUAAGGUGACAGAUUUCCACAUGGCUGGAGAGUUUGUUGCGGAGGCGGUGAACGGGCCGACGACAGAGGACGGACUCCCGCCGUUUGAAUGGGAUAAAUUCAGCAGCAUGAGCCACCAGGGUCUGCCGCAGUUCUACAACUUCACCUUCGUCAGGAUGCGGCCUCUUAUCUUCAGGCCAUGAGGUGUGUGUGUGUGUGUGCGUGUGCGUGUGUGUGUGUGUGGCCUAGCAUUACUAUACUUGUGGGGACCUAAAUCUGUUUAUACAGUCACGUGUGGGGACUCGCCUCCCUUAUGGGGACAAAUUGGAGGUCCCCAUGAGGGGAAUCAUUAAUUUUAGGGUGAAGACUUGGUUAGGUUUAGGGUAAGGGUUAGGGUACCUGCAGCCAUUUGUGCCUUAAACACUGAGUUACUUGAUGAUUUUAUAAAUGGCAAAAUCAAUGCACUAAAUCAGUGGUUAUCUGUAACCCUUUUUUUAAAUGCUUAAAUGUCUGUUAUGUGCCAACACUAUCGUUACUAUGGUAAAUUAAUCACUCAAUGUUAUUCUCAGGGCUGGUGAUCUGCUUUAGUGUUGUCACGAUACCAACAUUUUGGUUUCCAUACCGAUACCAAGUCAAGAAUUGCGAUUCCGAUUAUUUUUCGAUACUUUUCUAAAAAAAAGGGAAACAAUGUAAAUGUAAUUAUUGUGCUUUAUUUCACACCAGAACCAUAACACAAACUUUUAAACAAUGAGAACAAUAAACAAAAUAAAUGACAAGA
Gymnodraco acuticeps is the source of this 2344-nucleotide messenger RNA. It is a transcript of the gene plbd1, whose product is annotated as phospholipase B domain containing 1. The coding region runs from base 153 to 1769 and encodes 538 amino acids. Gene Ontology annotation, molecular function: glycerophospholipase activity. The record is from RefSeq and is a predicted model, not a curated record. Gene Ontology annotation, biological process: phospholipid catabolic process. Lineage: Eukaryota; Metazoa; Chordata; Actinopteri; Perciformes; Bathydraconidae. The transcript has 11 exons. Gene Ontology annotation, cellular component: extracellular region.